Linepithema humile (Argentine ant) is the source of this 927-nucleotide messenger RNA. RefSeq names its product 52 kDa repressor of the inhibitor of the protein kinase-like. The record is from RefSeq and is a predicted model, not a curated record. Lineage: Eukaryota; Metazoa; Arthropoda; Insecta; Hymenoptera; Formicidae.
AGUAAUAUAAUAAAAAUACAAAUUAAUAAAAUAUAUAAUUAUGAUAUAAAAUAAAAUCUCUAAAUUAUUAUCUUUUGCUUAAAAGAUCAAACUUAAUGUUAUCAUGUAAAAAAAGACUGAAAAAAUUAAUAGUGAAAGUCGAUUGAGGUUAUUCUUAAGGUAUUGCUGUUUAGAAAACGAGAGGCGAAAAACAUUUAUUAAAAGAAAAAUGAAUAGAAAGACCAAUGCGUGGUGUGCAGUGCCAGAAUGCAUGAGUAUUCGUGAUAAUGUAAAACGUCACUUUUUUAUAUUUCCAAAGGAACGUGACAGAUGGUUACAAUGGAUACACGCAUGUAAAAGGCUAGAUUUAGAAUUGAAAGGACCAGAUUAUGCUCAUCGUAAUAUUCGAAUGUGCCAUUUACACUUUGAGAAAAAGUGGUAUACGAAAAAAAACAGAGUCCGUCUCCAUCCAGAUGCAAUCCCAACGAUAUUUUUUGGUGCGGCUUUUGCCAAAAAUACUGAAGAAGAUAUACAUAAAAUAAAAAUCGACAAUAAUCUAAAGACUGAACAAGAGGAAACAGAUCGUAAUGUACAAUUUUCAAAAGCAUCAGUUGAUAUGGAGAUUGAUGCUAAAUCGAGUACUUUCAGCGGCACGCAAUUACCAACAGAAAAUUUGGAAAAUAGUCAACAAAGGAAAUUACAGAUUGAAAUUUUGAAAUUAAAAGCGCAGAAUAAAAUACUACUUGACAUUGUCAGGCGGCUUCAUGAAAAAUAUAAGAAACAAAGUACAAUUUCAGAUGACGAAGCUAACGAUUUUGAAAAGCUUUGUAAUUUAGGACUUAACGUUGGUCGCGCCAAGAUAUAUAUGGUACAAACAGGUCGAAGAGAUGGAGAAAAAAUUACAUUUAGUAUUGUAUAAAUGUAUAUUUAAUAUAUUAUGCAUACAUA